AUGACCAAUUUGAAGGAGCUUUUCAUCAAGGUCGGCCAGGAUUAUCCGCAGGACAUCCUAGAAGGCUGCCCCUUCAAGCUACACUCCUUCUCGUGGUAUCACGAGAUCGAGGGGGCUGACUUUGCGAACCUUAGGUCAUUCCUCGAUGAGCAGGAUGAGCUCCGGCACUUACAGGCUGAUUGGACCUAUCAAGCCCAUGGCAUCGGACCUUCAAAGCCAGUCGUACUCCCACCUUCUGUUUGCCCAAAGUUGGACCAGCUCACUGGUAACCACGGCAUCAUCGAGAUGGUCCUCCCUCAUCGAAGGCUGCGCACGUUAGUGUGGGAUACUCUUUUGGGAGACCCCAAAACAUCCUUCAAACACUUAGCCAAAGAACUUAGCCACAUUGAGGCAUUCUCCUGCUAUGAGAGCCCAAACACUAUGACACCACCUCUAUCAGAAUACAUCCCUUACUUUCAGAAUUUGAAGUUCUGCCAAUUGUAUCUCGACAGGGCGUCGGAACUAGAGGUCGUGUAUCAACUUCCCUCGUUGGUUGGCAUAGUUGUUGCCGGGCGAUUGAAUUCUAUCGGGCCUGAAUGGAAGGGGCUGGUCAAGGUUUUCGAACGUUGCCAGAAGCUGCAAUUCAUCGACGCAUACACCGACGACAGCGUCACCCGCUCGUGGAGGACUCCCCAACGGUUUAAGCGAUGGUCACGUCCGAGCAUGUUGGCCUUCGACUCCGCUUCGUUCACUCCGCCGGACGUGGUAGACUAUAGUGCGAUGGACAUAACAGAUCACAUCCAACUUUGGAAGGCACGAAAGGUGUUCCAGUGA
Messenger RNA from Cyclocybe aegerita, 813 nucleotides. Lineage: Eukaryota; Fungi; Basidiomycota; Agaricomycetes; Agaricales; Hemipholiotaceae. The record is from the annotation of a GenBank genome assembly.